Messenger RNA from Clonostachys rhizophaga, 990 nucleotides. NCBI's taxonomy places the organism in Eukaryota, Fungi, Ascomycota, Sordariomycetes, Hypocreales, Bionectriaceae. The record is from the annotation of a GenBank genome assembly.
AUGGCACACCGUUUUUGGGAUAAUCUCUCACCUUCCGUUCCAUGGAGGCGGGGUUCACCAUUCCAGCAGCCAUAUCAUGUCUUCUCAGAAUCAGACCAGACUUGGCAUCCCGUAAAGCCUAGCUGGAGAUGGUCAGCCACAUCCGAUCCAAACAUAAGUUCUCUCACGGUUCUAUCUUGGAAUAUCGAUUUUAUGAGAAUCCUGCCAAAUGAGCGAAUGCGAGCAGCUUUGGACCAUUUGCGUCAACAUGUGUAUGGCAAUGUUGCCUCGGAAUAUGAGCCUGAUGCCGAUCCCAAAAUCAUCAUGUUGAAUGAAAUGACCAAAUCGGACCUCCAAAUUCUACAAUCUCAAGAUUGGAUACAGCAAGAUUUUCAUUUAACCGAUAUUUCCGCUGAGUACUGGGAGUCUGACGUAUAUGGAACUUGCAUGCUGGUUCCUAAAAGCAUGGCCAUCACUAAUGUUUUUCGGGUCCAUUACACACAAACGGACAUGAGCCGGGACGCCCUUUUCGUGGAAGUCUACCUACACGAGAAGAAGGUCCGUCUUUGCACGACGCACUUGGAAUCUUUGGUCGCAAGACCCCCUUUGAGGCCUCGCCAGCUAGCCGAAGCAGCGAGACACUUGCACAAUGCCGACGCCGGCAUUCUCGGGGGUGAUUUAAACGCUAUUGAGCCAUUUGAUAGAAAUCUUCACACCUUGAAUAAUCUGAAAGACGCCUACCUCGAGACUGGGCAGGAGGAAGGAUCUGAGGCGGGAAUGACUUGGGGACAUAUGGCAGCAACGUCAAGUAGGAACCGGCACGGCUUGACGCGUAUGGAUAAGAUUCUUUACUGUGGUGACGUUCAGCUGCAGGGUUUCGGGAGGUUUGGUAUGGAUGUGCAAGUUUCUGACGAAGACGACAGGCAGUUAUUGAUCGAAGAAGAGGGUCUUGAGGAAGGGUGGGCUACUGAUCAUCUUGGAGUUAAAGCCGAAUUUCUCCUAGUGUCUUAG